UAACAAUGUCGCUCUACGAAGCAGCUGAUGGUAUUUUGGAGACUCAUGUUACGUGGAAAGAUGUUGAAGAAGCUAUGCAAAUCUCAUUAGGAACAAAGGCAAAGUUUGGAGAAAACAAGAAAUCGACGAAUAUCAGUGAUUUAAAAGGUUUCAUGUCAAAAAUAGCUAUGAUUGAACCUCAUUGGGUUGGAGUUGAAAAUGACAAGGUUCUUCCAAAUAAGUUUACUGUAAAAAUAUCUUCUCAAUUAGCAUUUGCAGUUCUUUCAAAAACUAUGAAGUUUGGUGGAGUUGAUGGAUUUGAUGAGGAAAAACUGAAAACUUUCGGAAAUGUUACAAGAGAAUGCCAUAAUCGUGAAGUUGCUGCAUACAAAAUGUUGAUAAAGUUUAAUAAUUCGGAUAUUCCAUUCACGAAGGUUUAUCAUUUGAAACCAUUUGACGAUGCAAAUGAUUUGAAGGGAUUUAUGAUUAUGGAAUUUAUUCCAAAUGUUCAUUCAAUUCCAAUGUAUGAAGCAAUUCCAGCCGAUGACCUCAUUUCACUUGUUCGUGGAAUUGCCACUUUUGCAGCACUUGGGGAAACGUCAGAAGGAGAUAAAACUUCUGCCGGAGGACCGGAGUUCAUAGAUAUGAUGUUCGAAGAAGUAUUGAGCAUGGAUCAGAUUGAAGGUCAUUUUGAUUCUUUGCGAAUUUUGUAUGGAUCAGAACAUUUGAAUACUGUUGAAACAUCGAUUACCAUUCUUCGCCAAUAUAGAAUGAUAACGAAAAAGUAUACAAAAAUAUCAGAGUUACUGGGAUUCAAAUUAGUAUUGAACCAUGGGGAUCUAUGGCAAUCGAACAUGUUACAUUGCUUGGAUGAGUUUGGAAAUUUGAAAUUGAAAGCAAUAAUUGAUUGGCAAGGAGUAUCAACAUUACCUCCUGGAUUAGAUCUUUCAAGACUUUUGAUGGGAUGUCUCAGUGCACAUGAAAGACGAGAGAGAGGUCUGGAAAUGUUGAAAUUAUACCAUGAAACAUUCAAUCAAGUUCUUGGAAAAGAACUGUUUUCAUUCCAAGAAUUACAAGACUCAUAUAAUCUUUACUAUCCAAUGAUGGCUAUGCUACUUCUUCCGAUUGUUUCAUCUUUCCUGGACAAUUCACCAAUUUCGGAGGUCGAAAAAUCUCAAGCUAGAAUAAAAAAUCAAAAAAACAUGAUUGCAAUGAUGGAAGAUCUAAUUGAAGUUCAUGAUUAUAAUAUGAAAAACCAUCCAGAUUUUUUGAAAUUGUGAAUUAAAUUUGCUGAUCUUUAUAUUUGCUUUCAAUUGUACUUUUCCAUUAAAGUAAACUGUAAGAU
Caenorhabditis elegans is the source of this 1324-nucleotide messenger RNA. RefSeq names its product CHK kinase-like domain-containing protein (gene E02C12.10). NCBI's taxonomy places the organism in Eukaryota, Metazoa, Nematoda, Chromadorea, Rhabditida, Rhabditidae. Bases 6 to 1259 code for a protein of 417 amino acids. The record is from RefSeq and is marked reviewed. The transcript is spliced from 5 exons.